Messenger RNA from Megalobrama amblycephala (Wuchang bream), 2257 nucleotides. Its product is annotated as E3 ubiquitin/ISG15 ligase TRIM25-like. The record is from RefSeq and is a predicted model, not a curated record. Gene Ontology annotation, molecular function: protein binding; zinc ion binding. Lineage: Eukaryota; Metazoa; Chordata; Actinopteri; Cypriniformes; Xenocyprididae. The coding region runs from base 110 to 1855 and encodes 581 amino acids. The transcript is spliced from 8 exons.
UUAGUUUUGUGUUUCAGCCUUUAGGCUAUCAAACUCCUCCCUCUUUCUUUUCAGAAAACAAAAGUGAAACUUAUCUUAUUUUGCAACGACGUGCAAGAGACGCAGCAAAAUGGCAGAAUCUUCUGACGAUCAAAAUCCCUUUAACUGUCCGAUCUGUCUUCAUCUUCUGAACAACCCAGUAACUACAACUUGUGGGCAUAGUUUCUGUAUGAACUGUAUUAAUGAGUGCUGGGAUCGGGAUGAUCAGAAGGGAGUUUACAGCUGCCCCCAGUGCAGGCAGACGUUCAGCCCAAGACCAGCUCUCAGCAGAAGCACUGUGCUGGCUGAAGUUGUAGAGAGAAUGAAGAAAGAGGCACCAGAAGCAGAAACAGAAACAGCCUCUCCUGUCUUCAGUUUUUCUGUGUCGGGGGAUGUGGAGUGUGAUUUCUGCCUAGAGACCAAACUAAAAGCCAUCAAGUCUUGUCUGGUGUGUUUGGCUUCUUACUGUGAAUCUCACAUCCAAACCCAUUAUACAUCUCCUGCAUUAAAGCGGCACAAACUGGUCAAUGCCUCACCACAUCUACUGUACCAAAUCUGCUCCCAACAUGAUAAACUGCUGGAGCUGUACUGUUGCCAAGAUCAGCAGCUGAUAUGUAUGCAGUGUGCUUUGAUCAACCACCAGAACCAUAGCAUGACUUCACCUGCAGCAGAAAGACAGAACAUACAGGGUCGCUUGAAGGAAAAUUCUGAAAACCUACACGAGGAAAUGCAUCAGCGAGAAAUUAAGAUAGAGGAAUUAAGACAGGCCAUGAACUCUCAUAAGCUCUCUGCACAAGCAGCAGUGGAGCACAGUGACAAGGUAUUUACUGAGCUGAUCAGCUCCAUGGAGGAAAGACGAACUAAGAUAAGAGAGAUGAUCAGAGCUCAGGAGAAAGCAGAAGUAAGCAGAGUUGAGGAACUCAUACUAACACUGGGGCAGGAGAUCAGUGAUCUGAGGAGGAGACGCGAUGAACUCGGGCAGCUUUCACAGGUGGAGGAUGACAUCUGUUUCAUUCAGAAUUUCUCCUCUCUUUCUCACUACCAAUGUUCAAAUUUGAGCGACAUCUCCAUCGGAAAACAUUUGACAUUUGAGGAACUAGAAACAGUCAUCUGUGAGCUGAAAAGUCAACUGGAUGAUCUCUGUGAACAAGACAUUGUUCGGAUAUCAGAGAAAGUUCCCAGUGUCCAUAUAAUGGUGAACAAUGAGAAGAUUACUGAGUAUUUGCCAUCUCAACCCAAGACCAGAGAAGAAUUCCUUGUGUAUUCCUCUGAACUGAAUCUGAAUCACUCAUCAGCCUGUAGUCAGCUCUCUGUAAACAACAAGUCUGUGUCAAGACGUGAUCAGCAAUUCAGAAAUGCAUUAAGUUCAUACUAUCAUUAUCAGCCUACACAUACACACCAGGCGUUUCAUAAGAGUCUAUCUCUUAAAGAACCUACACGUACAUACCAGGUGUUGUGUAAUGAGAGUCUAUCUGGGCGCUGUUAUUUUGAAGUUGAGUUUGGAGGAACAGGUUGUUCUAUUGCAUUUUCAUAUGACCAGAUUAGAGGGGGACAAGGUUUUGAAUUUGGCUCUGACAACAGAUCCUGGAAAUGUAACUUUCCAACAGCUAAGGUUUGUGUAAGGCACAAUAACCAACAAACUAACAUUUGCUUGGUCUCUAAAAUUGGAGUGUUUCUCGAUCAAGUUGCAGGAACUGUGUCAUUUUACAAUGUCUCUGAUAAAAUGACCCUCCUACACAGAAUCCAGACCACAUUUUCUCAACCCCUCUACCCUGGGUUUUCAUUUCGGGAUUGGGGAAAUUACUCAUCAGUGACUAUUUGUGAUCUUCCAAAGUAGAAGUAAAUAUAAUCUGUACUAACAGCGAUAGGUUCAUGAAUGGACACAUUCAAGGCAAGGCAAGAGAAAUCACUGUUCUCAUACAUCAUUGUUAAAGCAUAUUUUGAUGUUAAUUGUAUUAAUCUUUAAAAAAGAUAUGGGCUGCUUAAAUAAGUGAUUUUUUUAUAAAAGAAAUUGAUAUGAAACUUGUUUGAAAACUGUCAUACUAUGGGAUGGUCUGUGUCUGUUCUUCUUGUUUCCGUGAGAUCCUGUAAAUUGGUAAAAAUUUUACUCACUAUCUCUGCUACUCCAGUUUCACAGUUUAACAUUUGGUUGACAAAUUUCCUUUAAAAUAAUCGAUUCAGGUUGACCUUCCAUUGUUUAUUGAAUGUAUUCUAAACAAUAAAUUACUUUUUUGAGUAA